UGUGUCUGUGCACUUGAGUCACUGCAGUUGUGUUCUGAACUCUACUCCACAGCUCCCCCUUCGUCAGCCUGCUCCAGCAAUCAUGAGUGUCAGGGCCACCUCGUACUCCGUGCGCUCCACCAGCACUGCACCUAACGUCAGCCCCUUCCGCUCGGUGGUGAACCCCCGGGCUGUCAGCAUCUACGGCGGCGCCGGCGGCGUUGGAUCCCGCGUCUCCUCUGUGUCCUACUCGGGGGUCCGCAGCGGCGUGGCCCCGGGGACCUCCUUCUCCUCCUCCUACCAGGUGAGCAGCGGGGGCACCGGCGGGACGGAGGUGAUCACGGGCAAUGAGAAGGUGGCCAUGCAGAACCUGAACGACCGGCUGGCCUCCUACCUGGAGACCGUGCGCAACCUGGAACAGGCCAACAGCAAGCUGGAGCUGCAGAUCCGCGAGGCCCUGGAGAAGAGGGGGCCCGACGUCCACGACUACAGCCGCUACAACGCCAUCCUGGAUGACCUGCGGAAAAAGGUGUUUGACGCCACCGUGGACAAUGCUCGUCUCGUGCUCCAGAUUGACAACGCCCGCCUGGCCGCAGACGACUUCAGAGUCAAGUACGAGUCGGAGCUGUCCAUCCGGCAGUCGGUGGAGGCCGACAUCGUGGGGCUGAGGAAGGUGAUCGACGACACCAACAUCGGCCGCAUGAACCUGGAGAGCGAGAUCGAGGCGCUCAGGGAGGAGCUGAUCUUCCUCAAGAAGAACCACGACAACGAGGUCAUGGAGCUGCGUAACCAGAUCGCCCAAUCCGGAGUCCAGGUGGACGUGGACGCCCCCAAGGGACAGGACCUGGCGCAGAUCAUGGCAGAAAUGAGGGCCAAGUACGAGAAGAUGGCACUGAAGAACCAGGAGGAGCUCAAGGCCUGGCAUGAAUCUCAGAUAUCAGAGAUACAGGUGCAGGUGACUCAGAGCACAGAAGCUCUUCAGGGUGCCCGCACAGAGGUCAACGACCUUCGCAGACAGCUACAGACACUGGAGAUCGAGCUUGAGUCGCAGAAGAGCUUGAAAGCCUCUCUGGAGGGCAGCCUGCACGACACAGAGAUGCGCUACAACAUGGAGAUGGAGAAGUACAACACCAUCAUCCUGCAGCUGGAGGCGGAGCUGACGCAGCUGCGCGCCAACAUCCAGCAGCAGACACAGGAGUACGAGGCGCUGCUCAACAUCAAGAUGAAGCUAGAGGCCGAGAUCGCCACCUACAGGAGGCUGCUGGACGGCGGGGACUUCAAGCUCCAAGAUGCCCUUGAAAACCCCCAGAAAACCGUGAAGACAAAAGUGAUGACGGUCACACAGACCCUGGUGGAUGGGAUGGUGGUGUCCUCCAGCACAGAAACCAAAGAGAGCCAGUCCUGAGCCUCCACUCUCGCCUCCACCUCCCUCACCCAAACAAAGCAGCACAACGACACACAGGCCAAUGUAGCAACCAAUCAAGCGACCAGUCAGACAAAAAGCAUUAAAUGCCUUAAACGUUCACAACACCAGCUUCACCUUUUGUCUGCCUGUCUAAAUUGAGUCAUCUAAACACAGUGCAGUUCCUUUGUAAUAAGCAAUAAGGAAGAGAAACAAAGGGGAAUUUUUUACUUAUGAAAAGUCUUUAUGGGUUUGAAUUGAUUUGGAACAGAAACGUUUACUUGUAAGUGUCCUCAUCCUGCAUUCCUCAUCAAAUUUCACUCCGUUCUGUGUUGCUUUGU
Messenger RNA from Megalops cyprinoides (Indo-Pacific tarpon), 1722 nucleotides. It is a transcript of the gene krt18a.1, whose product is annotated as keratin 18a, tandem duplicate 1. Gene Ontology annotation, cellular component: keratin filament. Gene Ontology annotation, molecular function: structural molecule activity. The coding region runs from base 83 to 1384 and encodes 433 amino acids. The record is from RefSeq and is a predicted model, not a curated record. The transcript is spliced from 7 exons. Gene Ontology annotation, biological process: intermediate filament cytoskeleton organization. NCBI's taxonomy places the organism in Eukaryota, Metazoa, Chordata, Actinopteri, Elopiformes, Megalopidae.